Paecilomyces variotii is the source of this 1614-nucleotide messenger RNA. RefSeq names its product NADP-dependent oxidoreductase domain-containing protein. The coding region runs from base 194 to 1237 and encodes 347 amino acids. The transcript has 4 exons. The record is from RefSeq and is a predicted model, not a curated record. Lineage: Eukaryota; Fungi; Ascomycota; Eurotiomycetes; Eurotiales; Thermoascaceae. Gene Ontology annotation, cellular component: cytoplasm.
AAUGCAAAUCAACGACUUGACAACCUCACGGAGUUUGAGGGGACCCGAAAUUGGGCACGACUGGUGCCGGUCUCGACCGAAGAGCGCUCCCUAUAAAUAUAGAUAAUGCUUCCAUGCUUCGAAGAAUCUACAUCUCGUCAAUCAUCCACUCUCACCGUACCACGACCAAUCUUCCUGACUUCCCUGCUUCAAUAUGUCCGUCCAAUCGGUCCCGCUUCGCCAGCUAGGCAAGGAUGGUCCCAGCGUGCCAGCGUUGGGUUACGGGCUGAUGGGCUUGUCUGGUCUCUAUGGCAAACCGCCUGGCGAUGAAGAGCGCUUGAAAGUCUUGGACCGGGCCUUUGAAUUAGGUGCCAGAUUCUGGGACACCGCUGAUGUCUACCUCGAUAACCAAGAGUUGAUCGCCAAAUGGUUCAAGCGCACGGGAAAACGAAACGAAGUCUUCCUGGCGUCCAAAUUCGGGAUCGUCAUGGACCUGGAAAAGUUCCAGUUCAAGGGCAUCAAUAGCUCAGCCGAGUAUUGCAAGCAGACGUGCGAGAAGAGUCUGCAGAGACUAGGCGUCGAUUACAUCGAUCUCUAUUAUGCCCAUCGUGUCAACCCUGCCACCCCAAUCGAGCAGACUAUGCGAGCGAUGGCGGAACUGCAAGCAGAGGGGAAGAUUAAGCACAUUGGACUGUGUGAGGUCAAUUCAAACACUCUUCGACGGGCCUGUAAGGUCGCGCAUGUCGCGGCUGUCCAAAUGGAAUACUCUCCCUUCGUGCUGGAUGUUGAAACCGAAGCCAGCGGGAACUUGAUCCAAACUUGCCGGGAACUCGGCGUUGCCAUCGUCUGCUCUUCUCCGCUUGGACGAGGCAUGCUCACCGGAGCGUUCAUGGCCAAGGAGUCUAUCAGCGGUGAAGGAGACAUGCGCGCAAAGGAGUUCCCUCGCUUCCAGGAAGAGAACUUCAAAGAAAAUGUCGAGCUUGUCGCCCAAUUCAAGACAUUCGCCGACAAGAAAGGAUGUACACCGUCCCAGUUGGCGAUUGCCUGGCUUCUAAAACAGGGUGAUGACGUGAUCCCGAUUCCUGGAACUAAGAAGAUCAAGUACCUCGAGCAGAAUUGGAAUGCUCUCAAUGUUCAGCUCAGCGAUGGAGAGCAAGCUGAGAUCCGCAAAUUCCUGGAAAGCGCCGAUGUUAAGGGAUACAAGUCCACACCUGCGGCUAGGCUAAUCGAUCGGCAGGACACGAAGGAGGAUGUUUGAUAUUAAUCGCCCAAAGAGACCUUAGCAGGUCUUAGAGCAUUCGCCUAUACUUUAUAGAUAAUCUGAAGACUCUUUGGUUCCCAGUUUCUAUUUUCAGAUAGAUUUUCACUAAUCUACUCUAUAUAGGCUUGAAUAAUCACUACAUUUGUGCGCGACUUGGAACAGGAUUGCAAGCUGAUUCAACCGAGUAAUAACUCAAGGCUUCUAUUCCUAGAUCGUCCCGCGGUAAGGGAAGAUUAUAUUUAAGUCUUUCUUUCGUUCUUCUUCUUCUUCUUCUUCUUCUUCUUCUUCUUCUUCUUCUUCUUCUUCUUCUUUUUUUGAAUUGGAGAAUCGUGCUUGUUUAUCUAUACCUUCACUAGAGGUAAAUAUACUUAUUA